AUGUUCGUGGAUGAACGGAUCGUAACCUUGUUUAAAAGGAACUUCCACCACACACUGACAUACUGGAGCGUUUUCUUUAGUUUUGGACUCUGCAUCGCUUUCCUUGGACCUACAAUUUGUGACUUGCAAAGUCAAACACACUCUACGAUUGAUCAGAUUACCUGGGUGUUCUUCUCCCAGCAGUUCUGCUUGUUGAUUGGCAGCUCUCUAGGGGGUAUUUUCAAGAGGACGUUGUUCAGUUCUCUGUCUGCCCUAUUUGUCUCUGCCUUGGUCAUCUCUGUAAUAUUUGCCAUCAUCCCACUGUGCAAUAAUGUUCUCCUACUGGCGGUUGCCAUGGCUGUGUCUGGGUUUGCAAUGGGAAUUAUUGACACCAUUGCCAACAUCCAACUGGUGACCAUUUAUCAGAAGGACUCAGCUGUCUUCUUACAGGCUCUUCACUUUUUCAUUGGCUUCGGAGCCCUGGUGAGCCCUCUGAUUGCAGAUCCUUUCCUCUCAGAGGGCGGCUGCGGGAACAGCACAGGGAAUGGGACUGGGGAGAUCAUGCAUCACGUCAGGCUCAUGCUGAGACACACUCCGAUACUGGAGCACAACAUCACUCAAAGCCACUUAACCCAUGCGGGGGAGGCAGAGGAGUCCAGUGUGCAUUAUGCCUUCUGGAUCAUGGCUCUUAUCAAUUUGCCGGUGCCCAUUGCAGUCCUGUUCCUAAUGUACCGAGAGCAGCUGAUCCCAUGCUGCCCCAGUAGCACUCCUGCACUUCUGGACAAAGAUGAACUAGCAAUGGAGCACCAGCAGGGGGCAGAGGGUGUUGAUGAGGAGCAGAGAGAGCAUGAAGCAGGAGGUCAUGGGGAUAUCUUUAGCUGCUGUCAGAAUGAUAACCUGCGCGGGCUGCCUGUAUCCUUCUUUAUGAUCCAUAUCCUUGGUGGGCUGGUGCUCUUCAUGACCGAUGGUAUUGUGGGUGCAUAUGCCGGCUUUGUGUACUACUACGGGGUAGCUCCGCCUAUGUCUCUGCCCCCUAAGACAGCAGGUUACCUGGCCAGCAUCUUUUGGGCAGCAAUCACAGCUGGACGUCUGUUGUCUAUUCCUCUCUCAUACCGCUUUCAGCCUGUGAGGCUGCUCAUGUUCAACCUGGCGGGCGCUAUUGUUACUGUGUUGAUGCUGCUUAUUUUCUAUACCAGCAGCGUCUUUUUGUUUGUCGGGACCUGUUUAUGUGGGCUUUUCCUCAGCAGUAUAUUCCCCUGUAUGCUGUCCUACACCGAAGACAUUCUUGAUUACCAGGGAUGUGCAACAUCAGUCCUGGUGACAAGUGCAGGGAUGGGAGAGAUGGUAAUGCAGGUUCUGGUUGGCUCAAUUAUCCACACUGAAGGCAGCUACAGCUUCCUGCUGUGCGGAAUGAUUAUAGCCUGCAUCGGCUUUAUCGUCUUCAUUGGUCUCCUGCUGUUCCAUCGAAUGCACAGAAAUUACCUCACAGGAACGACGAAAAAGUCUGCUAUGGUGGAAGAGCCAGCUACAGAGCAGGCAGGAUCUGCCAAAACAGAGCAGAAAGAGAGCAGCUGAGAGGAGCAGAAGCUGUGUUUUGUCCUUUACUGGCUACUGUAGAGGAUGAGAUAUCACAGCAAUUUAUCACCGGAGCCUUACAAAUGAUAAUUAUGCUGUUAUACUUUUAUUGUACUUGAAAUUAUGUUUUUAUGUUUUCCCUGUUUUUGUUUAAAAUUGUAAUCUUUAGUUUUUAACGUGUUCUGCAUAUUUUUUUGUGCACACUCACCUCAACAUCAAUACAUACUGUGUAAGAGUAAUGAAACACUGCAGUUGGUACAAUUAACAUUUAUACAAAGACAAUUCUGACACUGGAUUUUACUGUCUUAAGAAAACCACUAAGAAAAAAUGUGAAUAUGAACAAUAUAUCUGCACCAAAUAAAACUUUUGUUUUCUUUCCGUUA
This is a messenger RNA of Notolabrus celidotus (New Zealand spotty), 1937 nucleotides long. RefSeq names its product major facilitator superfamily domain containing 4Ab (gene slc60a1b). NCBI's taxonomy places the organism in Eukaryota, Metazoa, Chordata, Actinopteri, Labriformes, Labridae. The transcript is spliced from 10 exons. The record is from RefSeq and is a predicted model, not a curated record. Bases 1 to 1554 code for a protein of 517 amino acids. Gene Ontology annotation, biological process: transmembrane transport.